Molecule: messenger RNA, 699 nt
Organism: Anoplophora glabripennis (Asian longhorned beetle)
Lineage: Eukaryota; Metazoa; Arthropoda; Insecta; Coleoptera; Cerambycidae
Product: prefoldin subunit 3-like
Exons: 3
Coding region: 78-641 (187 amino acids)
Biological process (GO): protein folding; tubulin complex assembly; microtubule-based process
Cellular component (GO): prefoldin complex; cytoplasm
Molecular function (GO): tubulin binding
Source: RefSeq, a predicted model, not a curated record
UCCACUGAACAGUGCUACCAACAGUUCUCUCUAAUUUCGUGGGUGUUUGUGAAAAGUUUGUCAAUUUUUUUAGAAUAAUGGAAGUUGAAAGUAAUAAUACUGAAUUGGGAGAAAAAAAGUCUUACGCCGGCAUACCGGAAGCUGAAUUUGUCGAAGAUGUCGAUUCUUACAUGAAGAGACCGGAAAAUAAUGGGAACGUAGACGAUGUAUUAAAAAAAUUAGAUAGCCAGCAUGCCAAGUACAAAUUUAUGGAAUAUAACCUAUUGUCAAAAAAGAGACGUUUGCAGACCCAAGUUCCAGAAUUGAAGAGAUCUCUCACCAUGAUUGAAAAGUUAGAGGAACAGAAAGAGGAAUUCGAGACCCAGUUUUUGUUAAGUGAACAAGUUUUCGCGAAGGCCAAGGUUCCUCCGACAGACACAGUUUGUUUAUGGUUAGGUGCAAAUGUUAUGUUGGAAUAUAGUUUAGAAGAUGCCAAGAAACUCUUGACGCAGAACAUUUCGGCAGCCUCUCGAAAUCUGAGCUAUGUUGAACACGAUUUAGAUUUUCUGAGGGAUCAGUUUACCACGACAGAAGUGAACAUGGCAAGGGUUUUCAACUGGGAUGUCAAGAGACGUCAGGCUGCCAAGGCCGCAGCGAAAUGAGGGAGUCCGAAUUAGACGUUCGACUAUCGAUUCAUCACACCAUCCGAUUCAUAUAUUU